GUUCCUUCCGACGGACGGGACUGAGUGACGCUCGGCGCCACCAUCACGCAAGGGGCGUGCGUAGUGAUACACCGAUACACCAUCAGUGGGACGUCAAGCUCCGACAGUUCGUUGAGUUUUGACUUGGACCGAGUAUUCCUGGCGCGGACUAUUCGAAAGACUUGGAUAUCAACGGAUAAUUGUCAAGGUAUUUUUGUGGACUUGUAUAUAACAUUAAGAGGCUUUACGCACGGGAUACCGCGGGCACCAUGCUCCUCCGUAUACUGCAACUGGUGCUGGCGCUUCAAGUGGUUUAUCAAAUACAAGCAAAGCCAUCUUGGAUUCGAACCUCGUCCAAUGAUAUAAGGUCCUCCGUACUGGGUAUUCAUAAUUGGAUAUCAACUUUACUAAAAUAUUCAAUUCCUAGUUCAUUAGCAGAAUUACUAAAAGAAAUUGAGAUAGAUUUGAAAGGUCCCAAAGCACCUGCGAAACUGUUGGAGCAUUGCGGAAAGAACAAAUACUGGAAGGCUAGUAUACAAAAUGACCGGCGGAAGAGAAUAGUUGGGGGAGUGGAGGCUAUGUACGGUGAAUGGCCGUGGCUUGUUACCCUACAACUCAACAAAGAUGGCGUCAAACACGAACAUUUAUGCGGCGGCACCUUAAUCCAUCCACAAUGGGUUCUAACAGCAGCCCACUGCUUCGAGUCUUACUGGGCAGACUUCCUGACCGCCGACCCAGCCAAAUGGAAGGCUAGAGUAGGGGAGCAUAACAUGUUCAAGGACCAAGGCACGCACAAGGAUAUUGAUGUUGAAAAAAUCAUACUAUUCCCAAAGCGAUCCGCGCCGGAAACCCUCAACAUGGAUAUAGCUUUGAUGAAGUUGGUUCGCCCAGUUCGGCUGACUGGUCAUAUCAACGUAGCCUGCCUACCCGAAGCUGACGAUGCAUUACCACCAGGUACCACUGUUACGACUGCUGGAUGGGGACAUACUAAGGAAGAUGGAGACGUGUCCAACAUCCUUCGCCACGUGGCCGUGCCUAUCGUAAGCAACGCUGACUGCAACAACGCAUACAGACUGAUAGAGGAGCUCAAUGUUGGCUUGAACGUCACUGAUGAUAUGAUCUGCGCUGGUGUUCUGGGCAAGGGUGGAAAGGAUGCUUGUCAAUUCGACUCCGGCGGCCCCAUGAUGUUGAAGCUGGAUGACCAGUGGAUCGUUACAGGAAUCGUGUCGACAGGAUAUGGUUGUGCUCGGUCAAGUUUCCCCGGGAUAUACACCCGCGUGCAGAGCUACCUCCCCUGGAUAGAGGACACCAUCGACAGUGAGUAGAUCAAUCAAAAGGUCCGAUUGGGCGGUGGCCACAGCCAAUCACGUACGGCAUCCCUGAACUAUAUGCAUUUUCUGGAACGUGUGCACGUGCAUCUGAUAUCUGCAGCAUUGGUACAAAAGUGGAUUAUUUAUCAUCUUUUCUACGGAUGUUAUACCAAACGUUAAAGAAAUAUAUCGACAUGGAAUUUGGUCCCACAAUAAAAUAUUUUGUUUCUGAUUUGUAUCUACCUCUAAGAUUGAAGAUCGUAAUCUUCAGUUUGGUUUAUAGUCUCGAAUUUCAAAUUUACGUGAUUAAUCAAAAUUCAGGAGGUAAAAACUGUACAUGUAGCUGCACCGUUUCAUCUAUCCAAAACGCACACAAAGCUUUCCUUCCUAUCGUUAUAUUAGAUGCUGGACGUUAUUCAGUCCGCAUCUUUAGUCGAAAGUGACACCUAUCGGCCGUAAUGACGUCACCAGAAGCCAUUUUUAUUCAUUCGAUUCUGUGGUUACUGUGCCGGUAAUACUCAUUCUCUCUGUUGUCACACGUUAUUGUACAGUUUUCAAACUGCGUGGGAUAUCGUGAUAAGGAUAGAUCUAAGGUUAAAAGUUACGGAUACGGAGAAAAAAAUGAUGAUGCAGAUGUUGAAAUACUUAAAGGCAACAUUAACAAUGUCCGGAUUGCAAAAGAAUUUAAACCUCCCGACUUAACAAUGUCUACGGAUGCCGCAUUAGGCCGGGCCAAACGAGUGACGAUAUGUAAAUUUAAGGGAAAAAACUACUUAUACACAUGUUGCAAAAUCUCUACAUGUACAUGUGUGUCUAGUACAAUGUUAUUUCGCUGAUGUUCUGAUUGGAAAUAAGUGUAUCAUAGAAGGAUUGUUAAACUGACAUCCCAAACGUACGCAGGAACUCUUUACCAACGAUACUGGUAGUGUUGUUGGCUUUACAUAUCUUCACAAUGUUUGUGUUCAAACAUCGCUUGAGAGUCUCAGUCAGGGAGACAAGUGUACAGAAGUGGUAAAACUGUAAAGCGAGGAAUUAUUUGAUAAAGCCAAAAAACGGACAAAAAGAAACAACAAAUAUACGGAAAGCUGAAUGCCGUCACAACAAUAUACGCAUGUUGAUAAACUAUCACAUCUAGCUUUAAUCAGGGAUAUGAAAUCUCCGUAUUUAGACGGAUAUCCUUCUGUUUCCUCUUGUAAAGAUUUAACUUGACAGAACAGAGAGGUUUUUGCCCUAGCUUUCUGUAUAACUUCUGUAAUUUCUCAUUAGCUAUCAGGAACUCGAACAUUAUUGUGUUCGGUCGGCUUGAUUUCAAAAGAAUAUCAGGAGUUUCGCUCGGGAACAAACAUUUGUAAUUCUUCCAUGACUGCAGAAAGCAAUCUUUAUUUAAUCUCUCUUGGUCUCAAGUUGUUUAAGUCAAAGUAGUCCUGAAUAACAACAGAGUAGCCUAUACUCGUUUUGUUAGCUUCUUGUACCACUUUUGUAACGUAUCAUCGGCAACUAUCGCCUUACGGAAAAGAGUCAGGACUAAAUUUUGUUGACGGUGUUCAAGUUUGUGAAAAUAAAGAUAUCCGUAAAGCUUUUA
This is a messenger RNA of Lineus longissimus, 2871 nucleotides long. Its product is annotated as tryptase-like. Gene Ontology annotation, biological process: proteolysis. The transcript has 10 exons. Lineage: Eukaryota; Metazoa; Nemertea; Pilidiophora; Heteronemertea; Lineidae. Gene Ontology annotation, molecular function: serine-type endopeptidase activity. The record is from RefSeq and is a predicted model, not a curated record. Bases 249 to 1304 code for a protein of 351 amino acids.